Molecule: messenger RNA, 2237 nt
Organism: Vombatus ursinus (common wombat)
Lineage: Eukaryota; Metazoa; Chordata; Mammalia; Diprotodontia; Vombatidae
Gene: HNRNPL
Product: heterogeneous nuclear ribonucleoprotein L
Exons: 12
Coding region: 1-1938 (645 amino acids)
Biological process (GO): mRNA processing; regulation of RNA splicing
Cellular component (GO): nucleus
Molecular function (GO): mRNA binding
Source: RefSeq, a predicted model, not a curated record
AUGUCGCGGAGGCUGCUGCCCCGGGCGGAGAAGCGGCGGCGGCGGCAAGAGCAGCGGCAGCAACUGGAGGAGCCGCAGGAGCAUCAGGAACCACAGCAGCUGCAGCGGCGGCGCCGGCGGGCAGCGGGAGCCAUGGUGAAGAUGGCGGCGGCGGGCGGUGGCGGCGGCGGCGGUCGUUACUACGGUGGAGGCGGAGGAGGCGGUGGUGGCGGCAGCGAGGGCGGCCGGGCCCCAAAGCGACUAAAGACGGACAACGCUGGCGAGCAGCACGGAGGCGGCGGGGGAGGAGCCGGGGCGGCGGGCGGCGGCGGCGGCGGCGGAGGGGAAAAUUACGAUGACCCCCACAAAACCCCAGCUUCCCCGGUCGUCCACAUAAGAGGCCUGAUUGAUGGUGUGGUGGAAGCUGAUCUUGUGGAGGCCUUGCAGGAAUUUGGGCCUAUCAGUUAUGUGGUGGUGAUGCCUAAAAAGAGGCAGGCUCUGGUGGAGUUUGAGGACAUCCUGGGGGCCUGCAACGCUGUGAACUAUGCAGCGGACAACCAGAUCUACAUUGCCGGCCACCCUGCCUUUGUCAACUACUCCACCAGCCAGAAGAUCUCCCGGCCCGGCGACACAGACGACUCCCGGAGUGUCAAUAGUGUGCUUCUCUUCACUAUCCUGAAUCCCAUCUACUCCAUCACGACGGAUGUCCUUUAUACCAUCUGCAACCCUUGUGGCCCUGUCCAGAGAAUUGUCAUCUUUCGAAAGAAUGGAGUCCAGGCCAUGGUGGAAUUUGACUCCGUGCAGAGUGCUCAGCGAGCCAAAGCGUCCCUCAAUGGGGCUGACAUCUAUUCUGGCUGUUGUACCCUUAAGAUUGAAUACGCUAAGCCGACGCGUCUGAAUGUAUUCAAGAAUGAUCAGGAUACCUGGGACUAUACCAACCCCAACCUCAGUGGACAAGGUGACCCUGGCAGCAAUCCGAAUAAGCGUCAGAGACAGCCUCCUCUCCUGGGAGAUCACCCCGCAGAAUAUGGUGAGGGCAGGGGGUUCCCCUCCGUGGACUCCCGUGGCUCAUGCGACCCUGCCCGCCGUCCGCCCCGCAAAUUCUCACCCGUCCUCCCUCUCUUUCCUUCCCACCCCCCAGGAGGGCCUCACGGUGGGUACCACAGCCAUUACCAUGAUGAGGGCUACGGGCCCCCUCCACCUCACUACGAAGGGAGAAGGAUGGGCCCACCAGUGGGGGGCCAUCGUCGGGGCCCAAGCCGAUAUGGCCCUCAGUAUGGCCACCCCCCGCCCCCUCCCCCACCGCCUGAGUAUGGCCCCCACGCAGACAGCCCUGUGCUGAUGGUAUAUGGCCUUGACCAGUCCAAGAUGAACUGUGACCGGGUAUUCAAUGUCUUCUGUCUCUACGGCAAUGUGGAGAAGGUAAAGUUCAUGAAGAGUAAGCCGGGGGCUGCCAUGGUAGAGAUGGCGGAUGGCUAUGCGGUGGACAGAGCAAUCACUCACCUCAACAACAACUUCAUGUUUGGACAGAAGCUGAACGUGUGCGUUUCCAAGCAACAGGCUAUCAUGCCAGGCCAGUCCUAUGGCCUGGAAGAUGGGUCGUGCAGCUACAAAGACUUCAGUGGCUCACGCAACAAUCGGUUCUCAACCCCGGAGCAGGCAGCUAAGAACAGGAUCCAGCACCCCAGCAAUGUGCUGCACUUCUUCAACGCACCCCUGGAGGUUACUGAAGACAACUUCUUUGAGAUCUGCGAUGAGCUAGGAGUGAAGCGGCCUGCUUCGGUGAAGGUGUUUUCAGGGAAAAGUGAAAGAAGCUCCUCAGGCCUAUUGGAGUGGGAGUCCAAGAGUGAUGCUCUGGAGACCCUGGGCUUCCUGAACCAUUACCAGAUGAAGAAUCCAAAUGGUCCGUACCCCUACACCCUGAAGCUGUGUUUCUCCACCGCUCAGCACGCUUCCUAAUUGCACACCCAGGAUGAGGCCCAAGCAGGAAGCCCACCCUCCUUUCCUUUCUGCUGUUUUUUGCAAAGUUCUUGUAUUCCUUUUCUAAUGCUAGUUUUAGUAGAGGCUUAACCAUAAUGGAAACCCUGCAAGUUUGGAGAGAGGGGCGUCUCCAUCUCCAAGAUUAACCUUCACUUUUUGAAAUUAUUGUACAUGUGAUUUUUUUUUCCUGUUCAUACAUUUGUGCUGCCUGCCCCUGUGCUUCCAGCACAUUUCAAUAAAAUUGUUUGGAAAAUAAACGUUGUGGUUAUAUGACCAAA